Messenger RNA from Penicillium alfredii, 633 nucleotides. RefSeq lists its product as uncharacterized. The transcript has 2 exons. The coding region runs from base 1 to 633 and encodes 210 amino acids. NCBI's taxonomy places the organism in Eukaryota, Fungi, Ascomycota, Eurotiomycetes, Eurotiales, Aspergillaceae. The record is from RefSeq and is a predicted model, not a curated record.
AUGGCAACCAAAUCCCCCGCAUCACAAUGUCACCUCGACCCUGUCAACUUCGAUGACGAGGAACAAUUCACCGAGCUCCAAAGACAGCGCCUCGCCUGUGGCUGGGACCACGACUCGCGCAUCCUCCAGAAAUGGAAACAAAAACAGCAAGAGAAUCUCAAAAGCCUAUUCUGGAUCGCCGUGCCCAGCACCAGCACCGAAAAGAGCAAUACUGCUAUUCGCGCAGGCCAUAUCGCGCUCGACGCAUACUGCGAUCCACUGGACCCGGAUCCCGCUGCGCAGACAAGUCCCUCGUUCUUCAUCCUGCCCGAAUACCGCUCGCAUGGACUUGGGCGACGCGCGAUGCAGUUGGUCGAGGGGCUCGCCGUCCGAGAGCCGUAUGGCAGUCCACGCUGUCGGGUUGUUGCGCUCACGGCGUUGAGUAAACGCUAUCUAUACGAUGAGGGACCCGAGUGGCGCGGUCUGUGGGCCAGGAUUGGUGAGGCGAUGCCGUCGUUCAGUAUCCAGGAAUGGUAUGAGAAUCUGGGGUAUAGUAGUUGGAAGGAGGAGGUGCUGUAUGAGGUGACGACUUUGGAUGGGCAGGUCAUUCGGCUGUGGGAGGCGUUUAUGAGGAAGGAGGUACAAUUGACCUGA